This is a messenger RNA of Perognathus longimembris pacificus (Pacific pocket mouse), 431 nucleotides long. It is a transcript of the gene Smim5, whose product is annotated as small integral membrane protein 5. The transcript is spliced from 2 exons. The coding region runs from base 42 to 269 and encodes 75 amino acids. NCBI's taxonomy places the organism in Eukaryota, Metazoa, Chordata, Mammalia, Rodentia, Heteromyidae. The record is from RefSeq and is a predicted model, not a curated record.
ACAGGAGCCCCAGCAGCAGCAGCACACACAGCGCGGCGGCCAUGGGCUUUGUGCAGGAGAUGCAUUCCGUGGGCGAAAGGCUGCUGCAGAAGCUGCGAGAGCUGCCCCAGGCGGAGCCAGUGGAGAUCCUGGCCUUUUCCAUCAUCGUCCUUUUCACAGCCACGGUGCUGCUGCUGCUGCUGAUAGCCUGCAGCUGCUGCUGUGCCCGCUGCUGCUGCCAAGAGCCCAGAGGCAGGAAGGUCCAGGUGCGGCCCGUGAUCCCCCCAUGAGGGACGGUGGUGAGAUGGCUGAAGAGAAGCGGCACAAGACACGCUCUGGGGACCUGCCCUGUGGCCCUCACCCUUGCAGGCAAGGCUCCCCUGCUCCAGGGUGGGCCCUGCCCAGAUGCCAGGACAUCUGGAGCCUCAGCAAGGAAACAAGGCCUGAUACGG